Messenger RNA from Belonocnema kinseyi, 2692 nucleotides. It is a transcript of the gene aft, whose product is annotated as cap-specific mRNA (nucleoside-2'-O-)-methyltransferase 2. Gene Ontology annotation, biological process: 7-methylguanosine mRNA capping. The transcript is spliced from 4 exons. NCBI's taxonomy places the organism in Eukaryota, Metazoa, Arthropoda, Insecta, Hymenoptera, Cynipidae. Gene Ontology annotation, molecular function: methyltransferase cap1 activity. Gene Ontology annotation, cellular component: cytoplasm; nucleus. The record is from RefSeq and is a predicted model, not a curated record. Bases 492 to 2567 code for a protein of 691 amino acids.
AUUGGACAGAUUCUUGUACCAAAAAAUAUGAUAUCUGCUUAAUUAUUGUAUUAAUUUCUAUUUAUUAAUGUUUAAUUAUUCUUUGAAGUUGGAAAAAAUAUGCUUUCAGAUUGGAAUCUUUAAUUAAACAAUUCCUAACUUUGUUUAAAAAACGAAGCAUGACUUAUUAAUUUUUAAAUUUCGCGGUAUUACUCACCAAUCAGGUAUCAAGAUAUCAAAAAUCAACCAUUCAGGAGUCACAUCCGACCACGUGACACGUGUGUUAUGCUCGUUAUGCUGUAACAGUAAAGCAAAAAAUAAACAUGUCAAUUUGCACAUUUCUUCUGUUAUCUUGACCGAAAAGGCAUAGAAGCAACAUAAAGCUAAUGCACAACCCAACUUCUACGUGAAAGACCAAUAAGGAACUAAAAAUCAUAAAAAGGAAUAGCAAAAACCGUUCCCUCUAAAAAUUUAUACACUCGAUCUCAGAUGUCCCGAAGAAAAAUUUCAAAAUGGUAGAUUACAAACAAUUCCACCGUUUUGAUCCUAUGAGUGCACUGAUAGAGGAAACAGUGAACACUUUAUUUAACAAAUCCUUCUCUUUCAAAAAUAGCGAACCUUAUUUUCUACCAAACCCCGAAUCAAUCUUCUUGGAAAAUUCAUGGCACAUAGAAGAAUUAUACCAGAUAAAAACAGAGUUAAAUAACAUUAAAUCAAAACUGAACGAUUACUGCCUUAUUCAGUGGAACGAACACACCAGAAAGAGAAAUAAAGCAGGUUCUGUUCAAUGGUAUAUUCACCAAAAAAUUGAACCAGAAUUCAUGACUCAAGCAUGGUGCAAAUUCUACGAAAUCGUUUCUUCAUUUCCUCUCAUACCUCAGGUUGCAAUAUCCGAGGAAUCGUUCACAUCUGUUCAUUUGUGCGAAGCACCAGGUGCUUUUGUGACUUCCUUAAAUCAUUGGUUAAAAAGCCAGGUUCCAACAGUGAACUGGGAUUGGAUUGCCACCUCCUUGAAUCCGUAUUACGAGGGAAAUACAACUGAACGAAUGAUAACAGAUGAUAGGUUUAUUAUGCACACCCUAGAACACUGGAAUUUCGGUCCAUACAACACUGGAAAUGUAAUGGAUUUGGAGAACCUGGAUUUUAUAAUAGAAGAUUGUAAAACAAGGAAUAACGUUUGUCUAGUAACUGCAGAUGGAAGUGUGGAUUGUUCAGAUGAUCCUGGUGAGCAAGAGAGGAUCGUGGCUCAUCUUCAUUUCUGCGAAACAGUCACUGCUUUAUCCAUUUUAUCAGAAGGUGGCAGUUUUCUUUUGAAGAUGUUCACAGUUUUUGAGCAGACUUCAGUGUCUCUUCUUUAUUUGUUAGCUGCUUGCUUCGACUCGAUUCAUAUGUUCAAACCUGCUACGAGCAAAGAAGGAAACUCGGAGGUUUACGUGAUAUGUCUAGGAUUCAAAGGAACGGUUUUUGUAGAACCGUAUUUGCCUGUUUUGAGAGAAUAUUUCAAAAGUUUUUCGCUGAAAGCCAUGUUUCGUAGACAGGAUAUUCCAGAUUGUUUUGUUAAUCAGGUUCUAGCGUGUGCACAGUUUUUCAAAAAUCAUCAGUGCCAGGUGAUUCUGGAUAAUAUAAAAACAUUUAGCAAUGAUAAGAAUAUCAAAGAUUUUAAUCUGUUGAAAUUAAAACAAGCCGUUUCCGAAAGAUUUAUCGAGGCUUAUGAGCUAAAGAAAUUGGAGAGUGAAGAUUUGGGAAUUGUAGGAAGGACGAAACUUUCUGCUUGUAAUAAUAUCACUUCUGUUACGAAAAGUCCGCUGGAAUCUUAUAGUGAGAGGCAAAUUAAAAGUAGUUUGGAUCCCAGAAGUCGAUUGUUGAUUUUGUUGGAGGAAUUACAAAAUAUUGAGACGGUUGAUAAAAAUUACUCUUUUCAACAAUUUUUCAACAGUCCUAUUAAAUUAUGGAUCACCAUGGGUAAACCAUAUCGGAGAAUUCAGAGCUCGAAAUUCGCAACGAUAAAAAUUCUCAGAACUCAAAACCGAAUUUUCGAAAUUAUGGAUACUAUGAAUCUAUCUGUAGAUUUUCCUACAAAAGAAAAUGUCGUUAAGUACCUUGAAAGUAAAAACUUGUCUGAGAUGCCAAAUAUAAGAUUUUUACAAUUUCAACAUACAAGUGAGCAAAAUAAUUACGAACUGAUUCACAAAGUUCAUGAAACUUUAAAAAAUUGUGUGGAAGGAGACGAUAUUAUACUGAUUGGCUACAGUUUACUCUCGCAACUGAAUGUUGGACUCUUAAAUCUUUCGGCUCGUUUUUUUGUGAGCCUAAUUUUCCAGCCUGAUAGUAAAGUCGGAUAUGUUGUCAUUUUGAAAUAUUACAUUUCCGAUUCGGAGAAAGAGAGUUUUGAAAAACUUAUUGAAAUUGCGGAAACUGCAAAGUCCAAAAAUGUGAUGGUUUUGUCAGUAUUUUCUAUGUUGGAUUUAUGUGAAACAGACUGGAUCAAAAAGCUCAUCAAUAUUAAUAUUUGGAACAUUAAAUGGCGUGCAAAGAGUACUGCAGAAGCAAUUGAAAAAAAUAAUAAGCAGGAAGAGAAUUUUCAAUGAUUUUAAUAUUUAAUUUAUUGUGACAUAGUUUUCAGUGAUUUUUAAUAAUUACGGAUAUUAGACAAGUAUUCUAAUUUAUCUAGUCGCUAUAUUUUUAUUAAUGCCGUAUAUGACAAUUAUAACUU